AUGAGAAACCUGUUACUCAUAUUCGUCCUUUUCUCAAUGGUCUCUUCAUGGGUCAUUUAUAGAAAAAGCCACAAGAAACGACUGAUUUGUCGAGAAGAGACAGAAUGGACAAAUUCAACUGCAAAUUAUAUGACGAAUUCAGCGAUUCGUUCCACUUCUGACGAGGAUGAUGACAACAGUUCGUCGUCAGCUGAGACAAGAAGAGCUCGUAAAAGGACCAGAUCGAAGAGAGAUAUUGAAGUGGAUCCAGUUCACAAGGAACCAAUUAUUUAUAUUGGAACUUCAAGUAAUUCAACCGUUUUUAUUGAUGAUGGAGACUUCGAUAUAGUUUCGGAUCAAUUAACAAAGGAAGAGCUUGAAAUGGUAAAACAACAAAUAAUGGACACUUGCAAUGCAUUAAACUCUGCAUAA
Caenorhabditis remanei is the source of this 411-nucleotide messenger RNA. RefSeq lists its product as uncharacterized. Lineage: Eukaryota; Metazoa; Nematoda; Chromadorea; Rhabditida; Rhabditidae. Bases 1 to 411 code for a protein of 136 amino acids. The record is from RefSeq and is a predicted model, not a curated record. The transcript has 4 exons.